Sporisorium graminicola is the source of this 879-nucleotide messenger RNA. RefSeq lists its product as uncharacterized. Gene Ontology annotation, cellular component: nucleus. Gene Ontology annotation, biological process: base-excision repair. The coding region runs from base 1 to 879 and encodes 292 amino acids. The transcript has a single exon. The record is from RefSeq and is a predicted model, not a curated record. Lineage: Eukaryota; Fungi; Basidiomycota; Ustilaginomycetes; Ustilaginales; Ustilaginaceae. Gene Ontology annotation, molecular function: catalytic activity; DNA binding.
AUGCCAAGACGAGCUCCCUUAGGGCCGGUAAGACGGAGCACCCGAAUUCGUCAUAAGAUAUCGCCAUACUUCAAGGUAAACAGUGAAGAAUGUAGACUCCCUACAGAGAUAUUGGAGCGCUCACUCAAGACAAAGAAAGCCGUAGACGUGAAGGCAAGGCAGCGCAAGGCCUCGCCGAAACGCAAGAGGAACAAGAAGGCCAAGACCGGAGACCAGACGGACCCCCCACCCAUUGCCGAGGCAGAGCGAGUGCACGGCUUGGCAAGGCAGGUCAACUUCUACGGCCUGAUUCAAGAGCUCGUCACACCCAAUGUCUUCCGAUUGCUCGUAGCAACCUGUCUUCUCAACCAAACAAAGGGGCGUGCUGCGAUGCCUGUAUUCUGGGAUCUACUCGGACGGUGGCCUGACGAACAUCACCUCGCCAAAGCAAACGUGGCAGAGCUGACAGACCUGCUGCAACCGAUCGGACUGCACAACGUUCGUGCCCGACGACUGAUCAGUAUGGCUCAAGUCAUGGUCGAGAUCCCUUACGACGAGAGCAAUUCGUUCAAGAGUCGGGACAGAACUGCACCGGAUACCCCCAUCAGCAUCUACCCGGGCGUCGGUCGAUACGCCAUUGACAGCUGGAGGAUCUUUGUUGCUGGUGGAGGCGCCAGUGCUGGGCUGCAGGGCAACAAGCCAGUCAGUCCUUUCGACACGGCUCUGUCCCAAGCUGAAGCUGCCGUUCUGCGUUUGAACCCUCCCCGGCCCGAGGCUGAGCGACCGGAAUGGAAGUCGGUCAUGCCGCUGGACAAGGAGCUUCGCGCGUAUCUCAUCUGGCGCUGGGCCAAGGAAGGCAAGGUGUGGGACCCUUUGCGCGGUCUUGUUUCGACGGAAUAG